Molecule: messenger RNA, 2512 nt
Organism: Oryza brachyantha (malo sina)
Lineage: Eukaryota; Viridiplantae; Streptophyta; Magnoliopsida; Poales; Poaceae
Product: ultraviolet-B receptor UVR8
Exons: 5
Coding region: 606-2210 (534 amino acids)
Source: RefSeq, a predicted model, not a curated record
GGGGGGGGGGGGGUGGAAGUGGCUCUCCUUGUCCUUUAACAUUUCCAUACUCCUGUUGCUGCAUCAAGCUUCCUGCAAUCAACCAUGUCUUGCUGCAAAGCCUCAUCACGACCGGCUAUAGUGUUCUUGAUUUUUUUUUUUUGGGGGGGGGGGGGUGUUACUGUUUUGUGAUUUUAGUUCUUUCUUUCUUUGUUUCCUUGCUUUGUGGAGGUUGUGUUGCAUCUGAUGUACUGCCUGUUGGCUGUUUGCGUGCCACCCAGAAGAGUAUGGCAUCUGUGUCCGUUUGGUCAGGGUGAUAUGCUCUGUUUGAUUGCAUUGACUUUGGAAAUGCUUUCAAUUAUUGAUAUGCUUUGGUUAUUUAUUUACAAGUGUUGGAUGGAUUCUUUCCCAUCUACUUUACUGAAUAGUAUAGCAUAUAGUUGUUUAAUUGUGCAAAGCUAAGGUGUGUUGAUGAGCUUUGUUAAUGGUGGUAGUUACAUGUCAUGGUUACGUUCAUGCAUUCCACAUUGCAGAAUGAUACUGUACUUGAUUCACUCUGGAAAGCGAGGAUCACCACAAGCUUUGAGAUAAAAGGCAUAGGGCAGUGCAAGUUCCAGCCGUAGCGGAUGGACGCCACGACCAGCAGUGGAGCUUCCUCCUCUCUGCCCCUCCACCUUAUCAUAGAUGAUGCUCUUGCCCUUGUUUCUCCGUUGCAGCAGUCGUUUCAGCGGUCGCAGCGCCAUUGCUUUGGCGACUCUGCUCCUGGAGAAUUCCCCUUGGCUGCAAACCCGUCAAUUGUUCUCCAUGUCCUCACAUCAUGCAACCUAGAACCUGAUGACCUCGCCCACUUGGAGGCAACAUGCACGUUUUUCCGGAAGCCUGCCAACUUCCCUCCCGAUUUUCAGCUGUCAAUGUCAGAACUUGCAGCGUUGGAUAUGUGCCAGAAACGGGCGGUAUUUAAACCGAUGAAUCAAGAAGAAAGAGAAAUGUUUAAGCAACGCUGUGGUGGGAGUUGGAAGCUGGUUCUUAGGUUUAUAAUGGCAGGUGAAGCAUGUUGCCGGAGAGAAAAAUCUCAGGCGAUUGCCGGGCCUGGUCACAGCAUUGCUGUGACAACAAGCGGUGUGGUGUAUACUUUUGGGUCCAACAACUCUGGCCAACUUGGCCAUGGUACUUUAGAAGAGGAGUGGAGGCCACGGAUUAUCAGAUCAUUGCAGGGUAUUAGAAUUAUUCAAGCGGCAGCAGGAGCAGGAAGAACAAUGCUUGUAAGUGAUGCUGGUAGGGUCUAUGCAUUUGGAAAGGAUUCGUUUGGAGAAGUGGAAUAUGGGGCUCCAGGUUCUAGGGUUGUCACUACACCACAGAUGGUGGAAUCGUUGAAGGACAUAUACAUUGUCCAGGCAGCAAUUGGGAACUUCUUUACUGCAGUUUUAUCUCGGGAAGGUCGCGUAUAUACAUUUUCCUGGGGUAAUGACAUGAAACUAGGUCAUCAGACAGAACCAAAUGAUGUUCAGCCUCAUCUUCUAGCAGGCCCUCUUGAGAACAUUCCAGUUGUGCAGAUUGCUGCAGGCUACUGUUAUCUCCUGGCUCUGGCAUGCCAACCAAGUGGCAUGUCUGUUUAUUCUGUUGGGUGUGGUUUAGGGGGGAAGCUUGGCCAUGGUUCUCGAACUGAUGAGAAAUAUCCUAGGUUAAUUGAGCAGUUCCAAGCUUUGAAUAUACAACCAGUGGUGGUUGCUGCUGGUGCUUGGCAUGCUGCUGUUGUAGGUAAGGAUGGACGUGUUUGCACCUGGGGAUGGGGGAGGUAUGGCUGCUUGGGUCAUAAUAAUGAGGAUUGUGAGUCUGUUCCAAAGGUUGUUGAGUCCUUAAUCAAUGUGAGGGCCAUCCAUGUAGCAACCGGAGAUUACACCACAUUUGUUGUAUCAGAUAAAGGUGAUGUUUAUUCGUUUGGAUGCGGUGAAUCGUCAAGUCUUGGCCACAACACUAUAACCGAGGGUAACAAUAGGCACACUAAUUUCCUUAGCCCAAAGUUGGUGACUUCUUUGAAAAGAACGAAUGAAAGGGUGGCUCAGAUCAGCCUUACUAACUCCAUAUACUGGAAUGCACAUACAUUUGCACUGACAGAUUCAGGGAAGCUCUAUGCAUUUGGUGCAGGGGACAAAGGGCAGCUAGGCACUGAACUCGUCGCACAGCAAAGUGAGAGGGGGACACCUGAGCGUGUUGAAAUUGAUCUCAGUUAGUUCCAAUGGCAACACCACUUAUCUCCUUUUCACUUAAGAUCCACUCCUCAGCCUUGACUUUCUAAUUAUUUGCAUUGCUCGCACUUAGUUUGUUGCCUGUUCAUCAGCCUCAUUCUGCACUGCAGCUAAUCCUUGUGAAUAUAGUUACCCUGAAGUAAAGUCUGUUGUUCAUAUGAUUUGUUCGGUUUAGAAGAUUUGUAUAUAUGAUUAUCAUGUAAAUAUAACAGUCAGGUCUCAUUGCCAGUUUCCUUCAAACAUAAGCAGCUGGUUUUAACAUCCUGUGAAAUUUACCCUUGACUCUA